Messenger RNA from Oncorhynchus tshawytscha (Chinook salmon), 3424 nucleotides. RefSeq lists its product as uncharacterized. NCBI's taxonomy places the organism in Eukaryota, Metazoa, Chordata, Actinopteri, Salmoniformes, Salmonidae. Gene Ontology annotation, molecular function: lipid binding. The transcript is spliced from 21 exons. Bases 75 to 2321 code for a protein of 748 amino acids. The record is from RefSeq and is a predicted model, not a curated record. Gene Ontology annotation, cellular component: membrane; extracellular region. Gene Ontology annotation, biological process: lipoprotein metabolic process; lipid transport.
UGCCUUUCAGCAACCACCAGCAAAGCGUAUAUUGCCAUUAGUUCACAGACAAACAACCACUGCAGGCAGUCCUAAUGGAUCUGAAAGGGCGAUAUGAUGCUAUGGUGGAUUUGGAGUGUGAGGGAGAAGUUAUGGAAAAAGGAGGAAAAUUCAGUGGGAUGUUCAAAAGAUCCUCUAAACCAGCAGAACACUCAGUACCUGUGCAGGAGAAAGGAGGGAUGUUCAAAGGAAUUUUAAAGAAGUCUCCCAAGCCUUCCCAGGAUGUAACACAUGCUCAGGAUCAUUUGUCAACAGACAGUGAGCUUUCAUCCAGGCGAGGCAGCGAUGACAGUCUCAUUGUCAACAUCAACACUAAGGAGAAGGGGGGAGUGUUCAGUGGAAUGUUUAGAAAAUCCCCCAAGCCCCUGGGGGCUAGGACACAUUCUCAGGGUAAUCUGGAUGACCUAUCUACUCACAGUGAUCUCUCAGCCAGCACUGCCAGUCUCUCGGAAAAGACCCCGAAGGAUAAGGAAAGGGAUGAAGACCUAUCAGGCUCCAGGGAGAAACUCACCUUUUCUGACAAACACUUUGAAGCCAAGCAGGGUGGCAUAAUGGGGAAGAUGUUCAGGAAUCCAUUUAACUCCUCAACUCAGGAUAAGGAGAAGACUGAAGACACAUCAAGAUCAAGGGACAAACUAAUGUCAUCUGAUAAACAUUCCAAUGCCAAAGAUGUCAAAAGCAAUCUUAUCCAGAGAGAUAGGAAGGAAGGAACUGAAAUGCCAGCAGUUGCUCCUAGACCCACUGAAGAGGAGCUGAAGGGUACAGCCUUACAUGACCGACUGAAGAAGAGAGAGAUGGGCGACAAUCAGGCUAACAGGAAUAUGAUCCCGAGAGAGAGGACAGAGAAAACUGCUGAAACUCCAGAGGUUCCUCCCAGACCUACAGAAGAGGAGAUUAACAUACCAGCCAGACUUGGUCAGCAAAAAAAUCCAAAAGACAAUCAGGACCAAUCUGAUGAUCUUAAAGAGGGUGAAUCUCUCCUCACUGGGGAAAAGGAGGAGGGAGAAGACAAGGACGGAGAGGCCAAGAUGAAAAAACCUAGGCGACACAAUCCAUUCAUGCCACGCGGUGCAGGAGGCAAGGGUAAAGCCAUGCCGAAGAAGGUUGAAACCCAGCCGGGAGCUACAGGCAGUGACUCAAACGUGAAUGAUGGUGGAAAUAAAUCUUUAUUCGACCAAUUGGAGGAAUUCCGUGUUAAUCCGGCAGAGCCAGAGGAGCAGCAGGAUAUGGAUGGCCUGAUGGACUGGUGGGGCACAGUGGAGCAGUGGGAAGACAUGCCUCAAGAGGAUGACUUGACUGAAAAAGAGGAGGCCAAGGCGUUUGCAGUGACAGCUGAGAAGGUGCAGAAAGGUAUCCGUGUGUUCAACAAGCUGUUCUCAGAGCGUGCAGAGAGCCUGUGGCAGCACGUCAUUGACCUGAACAGCAUCGCAGAUGCCCUUGACUGCUUCAACAAGAAGACCAAGAUCGCCCAAAUCACUGGCGGCUCCACCAGCGCUGUAGGAGGCGUGUGUACCAUUGUAGGCCUCGCCCUGGCCCCUGUCACCAUGGGAACCUCCCUGAUCAUCACAGCGGUGGGACUGAGCGUGGCCACAGCAGGCGGCCUUACCUCAGCCGGAGCUGGACUCUCCAACACGGUCAACAACUCCAUGGACCGUAAGAAGGUGGAGGCCAUCGUGACGGACUACCAGAAGAAGAUGACCGACAUCAACAAGUGCAUGCUGUUCAUCAAGCAAGGGAUAGAGAGCCUGCGCAGGUUCGAUCUGAUGAAGAUGAAGAAGCAUGCGUACAACCGUGACUUCCCAGGCCUCAACAACAUCUAUGAGGACGGUGCCAUGGCUGGGAAGGCCAUCCUCAUCAACGCCAACGAGAUCAUGCGUGUGGUGCAGAUAGCCAAUGUGGCUGGCAGCACCGCGGCCAGAGCUGUCCAGAUUGCCAGCAUGGCCACCGGAGUGCUCACCGGCCUCUUUGUGGGCAUGGACAUCUACUUUGUGGCCAAGGACUCCAAGGAGCUGAAGAAGGGAGCCAAGUCUGAGUUUGCAGCCAAGAUCAGGGAGGUGGCGACCCAGCUGCAUGAUGGACUGGUGGAGCUUAAUGGCAUACGGGUUGAGCUGCAGUCCACAGAUCCAGACAACACCAAUGGCACCAACACCCCAGACAGUACCAAUAAUCGGAAAAAGCUGGACAGUGAUGACGACACAGACAAUUAUAAAACUUCUGACAGCAAAAGCAUUGUUGAUAACAGCAAUACUGCAGAUAACAGCCAUAAGACCAGCAAAGCCUAAACUGUACUUCAUUCCAACCCAUCUCUACAACUACACAAACUAUCCUGUCAGCAUUAAAAUGACUCGAAGCCGGAACUCUGAGGCUAUGAUUCAUAUGUCUCUCUUUGAUGGCACAAGCAACAAUGCCUGAAACUUUUGUUUGACAUAGACUGUGCAUAGGCAGGUGAAAAGAUGACAUCACCAGUCACCACUGGCUGGGGUGAAGAAUUAUUAUUAAAACUCUCUGUAAUAUCUGGGGAAAUUAUAUGUUGUACGACAAGCCCAUGUCCACAUUUUGUAAUUGUAGAUGUGUGCAUUGAGCCUGUCUUGACAACAUUAUCUACAAUAAUUUAUGAAACGUAAGGGUUGUGAGCUAAAGCAAUUUGUUCGUGGAGGCAGGAAACUGUUCAGAGAUGCAAAUUAUGAAAUGAGGUUACAAAAUGUUAAAAAUACAUUCUCAGGCACAUUAUUGAAGGGAUCAUGCUAACAGUCUUUUCCUUAGAGCCAAAUGUAAAAGCUAAACAUAAUAUUUUCAAGUUCAGCCAAAUACAUAUUUUGAUGGUUUAGAUUAUUCAUAGGCUAUGUAUGUAUUUACAGUAUGAAGGGUAUGGGUUUAGUCACUAUUUGAUUCCUAAGACUAUUGCUUGUUACAUUGCUUUGUUUUAUUUUUAGGUUGGUAGAGGAAUAUUAGUUCAUAUUGAAACAUUCAGGUUUUUAUCAAGUCUAAUUUGUAUUUUAGAUUAGGAUUGUAUGUUCUAUUACUGUUGAGUGCCUUCCUCAUUUAUAUGAUGCCUUUCAAGCACUUUAGGAUUAUUCUAUUUCCCUGUCUCGGGUUAAAACUAUAAUUUUGAUGUCAUGGAAGGUCAGUCCUUGCAUCUUUAGCUCCGUCUAUGAAUUUGAGAGUGGUUACAUAUGUUCAGGCUCAUCUCUCGGCUUUAACCAAAACAGAGGCUGGGUGGCCAAUUUGUUAUUGUUUCAUAUAAGGAUUCUAGCUUUAAUUCUAGUAUAUUUUUGUUGUAAUUGUUCAUAGUUUUUCUGUAUUUAUUUAAAGAUAUAUGAAAUGUAAUAAGUUGCCAAUAAACUUUGAAAUGUAUGUUAACAUACAGUUCUUUGAAUUCCAUGAA